UUUACUCCUUUAGUUUCUUUUCUUAUUCUGUUUAGAUGUUGUAAGCAACUAUGUACUAGAGAAAGAAUCUGAGCCCAGAUUUGAGUGCACUAACCCAAACACACUCGUCUUCAGACUCAUCUGAUACACGUGAUCCCAAAAAGUUACAAGCAGAGUGUCAUACACGCUGGACGAUUUUGUAUACAUUUGUAUCUGUAUCUACUCAUACAAAUCGAUGUAUGUGGCAUUGCUCUUACCUAAAACCAAGACCCACCCAUUUUACGAGUGUAUCGUUAAAAUGCAUACACCUUGAUAUGAUACAUAGUGGAGGUUUUGGUAGGAAACAAAUCACAACACCCACAGAGUAAAGGUAAUGCUUACUUCUUGGCAGCUUACGAGCACCUCGACUAAUCUAGAAGCCCUGACCCCGCUGCCCACUGGUGGAGAGCUCAAUUAAGGUUGGAGCGAAGCUCCGCAUGAAUUGGCCCUAAAAAAAUUGAUAACAUUUGGAGGUUUCGAACCCGAGACCUUACGAGGAAGCAAACCGAAUCCCCCGGCACAACUUAGUGUCUAGAUUUUGCAUGGACACUAUAAAUAGUCAGUAUUUGAGAAGUUGGAAGAUAAUGUUUACAAUUGCAUGCUAGCUAUGUGAUCUCCACUUCAACAAAAUCUUUUUUCCAAUCCCUCCCACCCAUUGCACUAAGACCCCAUUCCUUUUGCUCUGAAAUUCCACAUUCCCUCUUUUUUUCUUUACUCAUUUGUCCUCACCAUAGCCAUCAGAGUGAUGCAGUCGCUGCAAUUAUUAACUCAGAGAAUACCACUUUGCCUUUCUUUAGACAGAAAGAAUGUACAUGCUUUUUGAAAAGGAGUCUCAACUUCAACUUUAGUUGUUACCCAUAUAUGUGGGCAGGAAAAGCACACAUUGCUGAUCAAUUUUUAAUUGAGAGAGACAGUGGGAGAUAGAUAGGUUCUGUUUGUUCUCUCAAGAUUUGAAAAAUGCAAUCGGUUCGGGUCGAGUUGAUUCUGUUCUUUCUCCUGUUUCUUCUUCAUCUCGUCUACUCGUAUCAAGAACAAGAAAAUGAGGACAACAGCCACAGCACCAACAACCACACCAUUCACAAGUUGAGUCAUGGUAAACUGGCAUUUGAAAUCAAAGUGCAUGGAUUCCUGCUAUGGGCUUCAAUGGGGUUCUUGGUGCCUCUUGGAAUACUUGCAAUCAGAAUGUCACACAAAGAGCAAUGUGGAAGAAGGCUCAAAAUCAUUUUCUACAUCCAUGCAUGUUUACAGACACUUUCGGUACUUUUGGCAACAGCAGGGGCAAUAAUGUCCGUAAUUUACUUUGACAACACUUUCAACAACACACACCGGAGGAUGGGUUUAGCCCUUUAUGGUGCUAUAUGGUUGCAAGCCUGUAUUGGGUGUCUACGGCCACACCGGGGAAGCAGAGUAAGAAGUGUGUGGUUUUUUGUCCACUGGGCACUGGGGACAUCAGUUUCUGCCUUUGGAAUCAUCAAUGUGUACACAGGUUUACAAGCCUACAAAGAAAGGACAUCAAGAAGUGUAAGGGUGUGGACUAUAAUGUUCACAGCAGAGAUCACUCUGAUUGCCUUCUUGUACCUGUUCCAAGACAAAUGGCACUACAUACAGAAACAAGGAGUGAUUCUGGGCAACGAACCGGUCUCACCAACCGAUCAAGAAAUUGCACCAAGAGAUAGGCCAAAGGAAAUUCGAUGACUGAUCCUUGUUGAAAAUCGAGUAAAUUAGUUCAACUGAUUUUGGAUUCUUUGAAAUCUUUUCACAAUCAGUUUUCGCGUUUGAUCCGAGGGAUGGGUGCUUAAGGUUGUGUUCGGAUCGCAGAUUUGUAGUGACAUUUUUAUGGAGGCAAGAGAAAAAGUAAUAGGAAAGAUGAGAAAAGGAUGAACAAGUUCCGGGCCAAAAAUAAAAAUAAAAAUAAAAAUCUACGAUCCAAACACAACCAUUAAGGUAUGGGACACUGAUGGCCGUUCAUAAGAUCCAUCGGAGUUCCAAGUAUGUGUCUAUAGGAAAAUAAUGAUGAGAUUGUAAAGCUUGUUUAGACAUCAUUUGUAUGUAUCGAAUAUGUACAGAAACCAUAGCUAGGUUGCGUUGCAUGUAUCGAAUGAUAUAUUUCAGUUACGGGCAGUGCUCAAGAGCA
This is a messenger RNA of Rhododendron vialii, 2152 nucleotides long. Its product is annotated as cytochrome b561 domain-containing protein At2g30890-like. Gene Ontology annotation, molecular function: transmembrane monodehydroascorbate reductase activity. The transcript is spliced from 4 exons. The record is from RefSeq and is a predicted model, not a curated record. NCBI's taxonomy places the organism in Eukaryota, Viridiplantae, Streptophyta, Magnoliopsida, Ericales, Ericaceae. The coding region runs from base 976 to 1713 and encodes 245 amino acids.